Messenger RNA from Phycomyces blakesleeanus NRRL 1555(-), 624 nucleotides. RefSeq lists its product as hypothetical. Gene Ontology annotation, biological process: tRNA threonylcarbamoyladenosine modification; telomere maintenance via recombination. The record is from RefSeq and is a predicted model, not a curated record. Bases 1 to 528 code for a protein of 175 amino acids. Gene Ontology annotation, cellular component: EKC/KEOPS complex; nucleus; cytosol. The transcript is spliced from 5 exons. NCBI's taxonomy places the organism in Eukaryota, Fungi, Mucoromycota, Mucoromycetes, Mucorales, Phycomycetaceae.
AUGGAAUCUUACAAACUUGAAUUACAUCCCGUACGCGGACAAGCUCACGUCUGUCUGUUCCGAAAUGUUACAAAUGCACCAGAGUUACGCCAACGAUUGAUUAACCAAGACGCUACAAUGGCCUGCGCGCUUGUCAAUGCUGAAUUGGUCAUUAAUCCUUUUCAUGUAAUGUUGGCUGCAAACAGAGCUGCACAUGAUGAAAAACACAACCAGCUCAAAACCCACAAUAUUAAUUCCGAGAUUGUAUUCGACUUUUCAUCGACUAUUCAUAUUUCUCAAUCUUUAAAGAGAUUUGGUAUUGAAGACACCACGACUGAUAUUAUCGCUGUCAAACUUGGAGGAACCAGUGAAGAGGCAAUUGCUUUUAUGAAAGAUAAUAUCAAGGGAGAUGUGGUGGCUUUGGAUCAACUGGACCAGAUAAGAGAUCUGAAACGUAUCCAAAAGUACUAUCAAACAGGUGAUGUUAAAGAAGAUCCAGUUAAACUUAUGCAGCUGGUUGCUGGUGCAAUGGCUCUUAAAGGUCUCUAAAAUGCAUAUAGAAACACAUACAGCCCAGCAAACAAGAUACAUUGAAACAUGUGUAUAAUUUAAUAAAGUGCGAUACGAUCAACAUGCACCACAUGC